Molecule: messenger RNA, 3213 nt
Organism: Prorocentrum cordatum
Lineage: Eukaryota; Dinophyceae; Prorocentrales; Prorocentraceae
Source: the annotation of a GenBank genome assembly
AUCGAGGGCUCUGGCCGCGAUCCGUCAUGGCGUCGUAGUCUUGCCGGGGGCCUCGGACCUUGGGGCCCCUCCCUGGCCCUUUCGGCUCUGGCCCUGCCUCGCAGGAGGCCUGGCUGGACCCGAGCGCGGAGGAGCGCCGGGGGCACCCGCAGAUGGGCCGGGGCGGCAAGGGCAGGGGCGACGGCGGUGGCAAGGGGAAGUGGCGGGCAGCGGGCGCUGGCGCGGCCAAGGCGGCCGGCCCCGCAAGCGCAGGAGCGCCGCGGCGCACGCCCGAGGGCGUAGCGCCGGCCCGAGGCAAGCGCCCGAACGGCAGCGGCGAGGCCGUGGCCGUCGUGGGCGGCGGGCUCGCGGGGCUGGCGUGCGGCUGGGGCCUGCUGGAGCGCGGGCUGCCGGCCGUCGUGCUCGACACGGGGAAGCGCGGCCCUGGUGGCCGCGCCUCCUCGCGGGUCGUGUCGGCCGGGGGCUGCUCGCACGUGGUGGACCAUGCGGUGCAGGCGUUCACGGCCAGCGUGCCAGAGGUGCAGCGGCUGCUGGAGCAGAUGGAGGCCGCGGGCGCCGCGAGACGCUGGCGGGGGCGCGUCGGGACGGUGGACAUGGGCGGUGCCUUCCGCCUGCGCGACGAGGCAGCGGACGGCCCCCUUUGGAUCGGCAGCCGCGAGAGGGGAGUCGGAGCCAUCUCCGAGUGGCUGGCGGAGAAGCAGGAGGUGAUUAAGGACGUCUGGGUGGCGAAGCUGAGGUGGGCCGACGGAGCAGGCUGGGAGCUCUUGGGGCAGAGGGGGCAGCUGGUGGGCGAGCACACUUACAACUAUGUCGUCAUGGCGCAUAACGGCAAGUGCGCGGACCGCCUCAUCAACACGGCCCCUUGCCGGACCGCCGCGCAUGACCCGUUGCGGUGCCGAUUCACUGCGAAGGCGUCCGUGACCAGCGACCGGCUGGAGCUUAGUUCUCUGUGGGUCUGCGUCCUGGAGGCGCCCCGCGGCGUCGCAGACUUCGAGGGCGCGUUCGUGGAGGGAAGCGCAGUGCUGAGCUGGGUGGGAAACAACUCCGCGAAGUAUGACCAGACCUGGGCCAGGGACAGCGAUGUGUGGACGCUGGUGUCCACGCCCGAGUACGGUGCCAAGAACAAGUGUCCCCAGGAGGCUAUCCCGGCCGACGUGCGACAGAAAGUGUCCUCCGAGAUGAUUUCCGCUUUCGGUGCGGUCCUCGGGCCCCAGCGCGGCGGCGGCCUGCAGCGGAGCCCAGUGCUGCACCUGCAGCUCUGGGGCGCCGCGCUGCCGCUGAACGUGUGCGCGCAGCACUUCAUCCACGACCCAGAGGCCCGCGUGGGCGUCUGUGGCGACUGGCUCACCACGCCCUCUGUUGAAGGAGCGCUGUUCAGCGGCCUGGCGCUGGCAGAGGCCCUCGCCCGGGACCUGCGUCGUGGCGGGCUGCCAGGCACUGGAUCGCGCCGCUUUGUGGGCAGCGGCGGCCACGCCCUUGGACACUUUGGGCGCUCCGACGCGGCCCCGAGCGCAGCAGAAGCCGUGGACCAGCUCCUGGGCGCCGCUGCGCCCGCGCCCUCGGCCGCGUGCGCCGAGGCGGGCGGUGGUGCGCCGGUGCCGCAGGGACGCCCGCCCGUCCCUGCCGGUGGCUCUCGCUGGCGGCGCCGAGAGCCCGCCAGCGAGGGCGCCGCGCCCUCUCCGGCGGCCGUGCCCGCCGCCACGGCCAGCGCUGCGUCCAGCGCCGCAUGGGGGCGCGAGGGGCAGCAGGCGUGCCACGGUGCACCUCUGCGUCUGGCCGCGCUGGCGGCCUGGGCCGUGCAGGGUGCGGGCCUCGUGGACAUCGGCGCGAACAUGUCCAAGUGCAAGCCGCAGGACCUCGCCGAGCAGCUGGCUCGGGCCGCGGCGGCAGGCGUGGGCAGGAUGAUCCUGACGGGCUGCAGCGUGAAGGGGUCACGAACCGCACAGCAGCUCUGCGAGUCGUGGAGCGGCGCCGCUGGCUGCCAGAGGGCCCUGUCGCACCUCGGCGCCGCCGCGGUGCGGGAGGUGGGCGCGGCCGGCAUCAAGGAGUUCCCAGUGCUCACGUUCACUGCCGGCGUGCAUCCGCACGACGCGAGCACCUGUGACGCGGGCACCCUCCCGGCGCUCCGCGGCAUGGCGGCCCACGAGCAGUGCGUGGCCAUCGGCGAGUGCGGGCUCGACUACGACCGCAUGUUCUCGCCGAGGGACGUGCAGCUGGAGUGGUGCCGCCGGCAGGUGGAGCUCGCAGUGGAACUGGGCAUGCCCCUCUUCAUGCACGAGCGGGACAGGGACGCGAGCAAGGGCCCGCGGCUCGGCUCCGCCAGGGACCUUCUGGGCAUCCUGGACGACAUCGGCGUGGAUCCCGCCCGCGUGUGCGUGCACUGUUACACCGGGCCGUCCGAGGAGCUCCAGGUUUACGUCUCGCGGGGAUUCUUCAUCGGCCUGACAGGCUUCGUGGGCAUGACGCGCCGAGGCGAGCACGUCCGAGACUACCUCAAGAAGGGCCACAUACCGCUGCAGCAGCUCAUGAUCGAGACGGACUGCCCCUUCAUGAUGCCCGACAGGGACUACCUGCCGGACGAGAUCGGACUGCAGGGCAAGCGGAUGGAGCCUUGCGCCCUGCCCGCCGUGUGCCGAGCGGCGGCGGAGUGCUUGGGCGUGCCCGAGGCCGAGGUCGCCCGUGCCACCUCCAGCAAUUCCGCCCGCUUCUUCGCGCGGUAACGCGGCCGCCUAGGUCCUUGCCCCCCCGAUGGCUGGGCGACCCUGGCCUCCGCCUGGCGGGGGAGCCAGGGCAGCCCAGGGGGCGGCUGGGCGGCGGCCGCCCGCAGGGGCGCAGCUCUUUUCGGCGUGAGGCGCGCCUCUGUCGUGUGUGUGUGUGCGUGGUGCACACAGGACCGCAGGUUGUGUGUCAGUCCCAGUGUGGUGGCACGGGGCUGCCUGGUCAGGGGCGACCCCUGCAGUACCAGGUGGCGCGGUAGGCGCUUUCCCCUCGUUGCAUCACGCCUACCAGUGGUAAGUGUGUUGGCGCCAGGUCCUCGUCCGAUGUUUCUCCUGGCUCUUGGUGCAUACCAUUGUCGGCGGUGAGCGCUCUGAUUUCCGAGGCCCUCGUCUUGCCAGCAGCAGUGGUCAGCAGCACAGAUGCUGAACAAUCGGUGGGUCGCUAAAAAUUGUCCUGCUUGUCCGGCGGAUCACUCCUUCUUGUUGUCGACACUGC